This is a messenger RNA of Lethenteron reissneri (Far Eastern brook lamprey), 2237 nucleotides long. Its product is annotated as ectonucleotide pyrophosphatase/phosphodiesterase family member 7-like. NCBI's taxonomy places the organism in Eukaryota, Metazoa, Chordata, Hyperoartia, Petromyzontiformes, Petromyzontidae. The record is from RefSeq and is a predicted model, not a curated record.
UGGUGGAAGCUAAACGAUGCAGGGGGCCCGUUAUAAAUGAGCAAGCGUAUUUAAAUCAAAUUCCAGACAAAGAACGCUGACUAUCUAAUCUACUUAUGUGCUAGGUAGAAGUUGUUGGGUACACCGAGGACGAUGCUGGCGCUGGGAGGAGAGUGGGGAUCGGGGCGCCGGCUCCUGGCGCUCGCGCUCUGUGUCGCGUGCGCGGGAUCGAGCGCGCUGCCGUCGCACAGAGGGCAGCCGCAGAAGCUGCUGCUCGUCUCGUUCGACGGAUUCCGCUGGGACUACGACCAGGACGUGGACACCCCGAACCUGGACCACCUGCGCACCAUCGGGGUCGCGGCGCAACACAUGGUGCCGCCUUUCGUCACGAUGACUUCUCCAUCGCACUUCACCCUCGUCACUGGAAAGCACGUGGAAUCUCACGGCGUAGUUCACAACAUGCUGUUCGACUCAGAGACCGGAGAGAAGCAAGGUUUUCAGGAAACCCAGAUGCGCUCAGAAUGGUGGAAUGGAACAAUUCCACUCUGGAUCACAGCCCAAAACCAGGGUCUGAAGACGGGCUCAAUUCGCUUCCCUGGGGGUGCUGCCAGCUACUUUAACGAGUCCGUGUACAAGACACUGGGCCGAGACCAUCCGAACAGCAACAAGGAGGACUGGUUUCGCAACAUCGAAUUAGUCAUGGAUUGGUUCACCAAGGACGAAUUGGACUUCGUGACCAUGUACCACAGCGAGCCGGACUCCACGGGCCACAAGUUUGGGCCGGAGACGGAAGAGCGGCGGGCGAUGGUGCAGCAGGUGGACGAGACCAUCGGCUUCCUGGUCAAUGCCAUCGAGAAGAGCGGCCUGAAGGACACUCUCAAUGUCAUCAUCACCUCGGACCACGGCAUGACCACCACUCAGAAAUCUCCGGACAUCAAUGAAAUUGUGCUUUCAAAGUUCAUCAACUUCAAGGAUGACCUCAAGUUUGAUCUGGUGGACUACGGAGCGUUUGGCAUGCUUCUGCCCAAGGAAGGGAAGGAGGAACAGGUGUACAAUGCCCUGAAGAAUGCCCAUCCGCACCUGAAAGUUUACAAGAGGGAAGAAUUUCCAGAACACUUUCACAUGAGAGAUCAAAGUAGACUCCUACCCAUCAUGAUGUAUGGAGACCUUGGCUACUUAGUGAAUGGGAGGCUGAUAUUCCAGUUCAACAAGGGUGAACACGGCUUCGACAACGCGGAGGCGGACAUGUGGACCAUCUUCCGCGCCUUCGGACCUCGCUUCCGUCAGGGCUACGUGGCGGAGCCGUUCGCCAGCGUGCACGUGUACGCGCUCAUGUGCGAGCUGCUCGGGGUGCAGCCCGAGCCGCACAACGGCUCCCUCGCCUUCACCCGGGACAUGCUCGUCGACUCGCAGAGCGCGACUCCUGCUAAUGUUACUACUUGGGCUUCUUCUCCGGCUACUACUACUACAAAGGCUCCUCCUACUACUACAAAGGCUCCUCCUACUACUACAAAGGCUACUACUACUACAAAAGCUACUACUACUACUACUACAAAAGCUACUACUACAAAGGCUACUACUACCAACUUGCCGGAUAAGUCAAAUGCUGAGUCCUUCAAAAAACCAACCCAUGGAAUGAAGGAAGGAUUAGUUGCCCUGCUUGCAAUGUCCGCUGUAAUUUUCUCAUCUUCAUUGUCACAAUAGUCUACAGAGUCUGGAAAAGAAUCUUAAUCAAGCACAAACAGGAGCCCAAACAGGCAAAUGAAACACAUGAUGAAACACAUGGCUGGAAAUGGCCUGGUAAUUACUGUAUUAAAAAAAGAUAACAUUUUCUACUCUUAACGUUUUUCCUUGAUCCUCUUAAGAUUUGAUUAUUUUACACUGUUGUACUCCCAUGUACUUUUGUCAAUUAUUGCACCAUUGGAUCACAAGAACACAUUGCUAAUGAUGAUAUACGAAAUAAAUGAAUGAAAAUGUAGGUCGUUGCAAUGCACAACUGUCAUUACAACCCCAUAAAUUAUUAUUGCGGCACGUAGAGUUUAAUGACUAUUUACUUUUUUUAAUGUCAUCAGAGGAAUCGUCGUGAAAAUGUGUUAUUUCUGACAGUGAACACACGCACCACAAAUCAUUUUCUAUAUUAUGAAUGCAAACACGCCCGAUACAAUUAAUUUAAAGAGACACAUCUCUUCAUAUGAAUGUAUGCUUCGUGUAAAUGUGUGCACGCUCUCUGAGAAUAAACACGAAAUCUCCCCAGUGAA